CCUGCGGAGCGCUGCGAGCCGCCCCGUGACCCGCUGAGCGCCCUCCGCCUGCGCGCAGCCGUUACCCCUCCCCGCGGGCCGGCCCGGCUCUGCAGUCGCCAUAGAGACCGCGCCGCACGCCAUGGGGCGGAGGCUGGGCCGGGGGGCGCCGCUGUAGCCCCCGCCCCGCGCCGCGCGCACCAUCCCCGCGGGGUCGGGGGCGCCGAAGGGACGCGCUCUACCGCCCCGAGGAGCCGCCGCCUCGGCCCCGUUCCAGUGACUGGUUAAAUGGAAGCCACUCCUAGGAUCUGGAUGGUUUCUACUGCCUUAGACUUUGCAUAGCAGCUCCAUCACCUCAGGAGGUUGCAAUGAGUGGAGGAGGGGAGCAGCCUGAUAUCCUCAGUGUGGGAAUAUUGGUCAAAGAAAGAUGGAAGGUGUUGAGGAAAAUAGGAGGUGGAGGAUUUGGAGAAAUUUACGAUGCACUGGACUUGCUUACUCGGGAAAAUGUUGCACUGAAAGUCGAAUCAGCUCAGCAGCCAAAGCAAGUACUGAAAAUGGAAGUAGCUGUGUUGAAAAAGCUGCAAGGAAAAGAUCAUGUCUGUAGAUUCAUCGGAUGUGGACGGAAUGAUAGAUUUAACUAUGUGGUCAUGCAGUUGCAGGGUCGGAACUUGGCAGAUCUGCGUCGGAGCCAAUCUCGAGGAACAUUCACCAUUAGUACCACUCUGCGGCUUGGGAAGCAGAUUUUGGAAUCUAUUGAAAGUAUUCAUUCUGUGGGAUUCCUGCACAGGGACAUAAAACCAUCAAACUUCGCAAUGGGACGUUUUCCUAGCACCUGUAGGAAGUGUUAUAUGCUGGAUUUUGGCUUGGCACGGCAGUUUACCAACUCAUGUGGGGAUGUCAGACCACCACGAGCUGUCGCUGGUUUUCGAGGAACGGUACGAUAUGCAUCAAUCAACGCUCACAGAAACAGAGAAAUGGGUCGGCAUGAUGACCUUUGGUCUCUAUUCUACAUGUUGGUGGAAUUUGUGGUUGGGCAACUGCCUUGGAGGAAAAUAAAAGAUAAGGAGCAAGUGGGCUCCAUUAAAGAAAGGUACGAACACAGACUUAUGUUGAAACAUCUUCCUCAAGAAUUUAACAUCUUUCUGGAUCACAUUUCUAAUUUAGAUUACUUUACAAAGCCUGAUUACCAGCUUCUCAUGUCUGUGUUUGACAACAGCAUGAAGACAUUUGGAGUUAUUGAAAGUGACCCAUUUGACUGGGAGAAGAGUGGAACGGAUGGCUCUCUGACGACAACAACAACUUCAACCACACCUCAGUUACACACUCGUCUUACACCGGCUGCAAUUGGAAUUGCCAACGCCACUCCUAUCCCAGGAGAUUUGCUGCGGGAAAAUACAGAUGAAGUAUUUCCUGAUGAACAACUCAGUGAUGGAGAGAAUGGUAUUCCAGUUGGUGUCUCACCAGAGAAACUACCUGGAUCCCCUGGCCAUCAGCGUCCUCAGGAAAAAGAUGUUUGGGAAGAAAUGGAUGCAAACAGAAACAAAAUAAAACUGGGGAUCUGUAAGGCUGCCACAGAGGAAGAAAACAGCCAUGGGCCAGUGAAUGGAAUGCUUAACGCGCCGAGUCUCGGUUCUCCAAUUCGUGUUCGCUCAGAGACCACCCAGUUAGACAGAGAUGUUCCACUGGUGCGAAAGUUACGUUCAAUUCACAGCUUUGAACUGGAGAAGCGUAUGACGUUGGAAUCAAAGCCAGACGCUGAUAAGUUUCUUGAGACUUGUUUGGAGAAGAUGCAGAAAGACUUGAAUGCUGCGACAGAGUCUCCUGCUGCUGCUGUUCCUCCUCUUUCUCAGAAAACACCCCUUCAAGCUCCUGUGACUGCUCGCAUGGACCAUGUUUGGCACUAUGAUGAAGAAUAUCUUCCAGAUGCUUCAAAGCCUGGGUCGGCUAUUUCUCCAGACCAUGCUGAUGGUGUUAUGAGCAAUGGAUUUGUAGCUGUUAACUUAAGCUCCUGCAGGCAGGAGGUUGAUUCUAAGGAAUGGGUGAUAAUAGAUAAGGAACGGGACUUGCAAGACUUCAAGACAAAUGAGGCUUUAGGGCACAAAAUGACCGGAAGUCCCUCAGAUGAAGAGCCAGAGGUACUACAAGUUCUAGAGUCCCCUCGAGAAGAGCAAUCCAGACAGGGUGGUUGGGCAGGAAACAAUGUCAAUGGCAAGAACCAAACUUCAGGGGUGGAGUUUGUUCUGGACAUGGAGUGUCAUCCUGCUGCUUCUGAACAGCUUACAGAUAAGUUGGAACUUCUGUCUGGAGCUGCUGGACAGCUUCUUGCAGCCACCCCUACAAGUCCUAUGGAAGCUCAAGCAGAAGGAGCACUCACUCCGAUAACAAUACCCAGACCUUCAGUGGCAUCCACACAGUCUGCUUCGGAGAGCUUUCACUAUGGCCACCAGCUGGAGAGAAGAGAGCAGGAUGGUCAGUCUGUGGAACACACUGUGGAACUUUCCUCUCCAAAGGAAAGUUUGCCAGGUUUGGUUGUGACAGAAGAUGCAAUUCCAGCUCGUGCCAGCAGACCAGAUUUGGUACUUAAUAUCAGCCAAGAGGUGCUUGAUAGAGAAGGACUUGUCAAAGAAAGUAUGAAUGUCCUGGACUGUGGCCAAAAGGACCUACUUGAACAACACAGUGGGAUACAGGAAGAGAAUGAACUUGAAAAUAUUCCUUUAGGGGAGACUGAGGAAGAAAGGCUUCCAGUGAUUUCUGAGGAUGGCAUUGAAAUGCUAAGCAAAGAGCAGAAUUCUUCUUUGCCAGGAAACUCAAAAUCUGCAGAGGAAGAACCUCUAACAAAUACUGAAGCUGCUGAAGAAUCAAAACAAAGGCCCGUCUGUUUGGUGCCAAAUCAAGAUGAGGGUCUGAAGUCAAUAGCACCUAAAGCAUCAGAAUUGUCUCCCUCAAGAAUUACUAACGCACAUGUUAAUAAACAGGCAAACAAAAUAGCAACUGUUCAGGAAAAUGGUUUUCAUUCUGAUAAAGAAGAAGUCCAUAGCCAAGACUUGAAAUGCCACCGUGGCCUUACUACUUUUUUGCAGCAGGAGAACAAAAAAGAGAAAAAUUCUCCCAGAAAUGGAGUAUUCCACUGCAUUUCAGAAAAUGAGAAUUCUUACCGAUCCAAGAAGGACUCAGUUAAGUCUCCUUUUGUAUUCAGGCAGAGCCGAAUCCCAGUUUUAGCACAAGAGAUAGACUCAAUGUCAGAUUCCUCUUCUGUUUCAGCAAAGGAAAAGCUUCUUCUAAAAAAGGCCCAUCAGACAGACUUGGUGAAAUUACUUAUGGAAAAGAGACAGCUCAUCUUCCUUGGUGACCUCUCAAGUGCCUCUGAUAAGUCACUGGAGGAAAUGGCUGCUGCUCCAGUACCAUUUUCUGAGGAUGAUGUCUUAGCUUCAUUUUCUAGAUUGACACUGGACUCUCAUUUCAGCAAGCAGAAUGAAGAUAGCUCUUUAUCUCCAAGCAGUCCUCAGUCUAGAAAAGCAAGAUUAAGGCCAGUGUCCUGGGCAACCACUGAUCAAGUCACUGGUUCAACUUCAUCUCAGUUCUUUCCUCGGCCACCACCAGGAAAACCGCCUACUAGACCUGGGGUAGAAGCUAGGUUACGCAGAUACAGAGUCCUAGGGAGUAGCAGCUCGGACUCAGAUCUUAUCUCUCGUCUGGCUCAAAUCCUACAGAAUGGAUCUCAAAGACCGAGGAGUUCUACCCAGUCUAAGAGUCCAGGAUCUCCACAUAGUCCAAAAACACCACCCAAGAGCCCUGUCAUCCCCCGACGCAGUCCCAGUGCCUCCCCUAGGAGCUCUUCUUUACCCCGUACUGCCAGUUCUUCUCCGUCCAGGGCUGGGAGAUCCCAUCAUGAUCAGAGGAGUUCAUCCCCACAUCUUGGGAGGAGUAAAUCACCUCCUAGCCAUUCAGGCUCCUCAUCUUCAAGGAGAUCUUGCCAACAAGAGCACUGCUGCAACAAACCAAGCAAGAAUGGUCUGAAAGGGUCUGGCAGUUCCUUCCACCAUUCCCCAAAUACUAAGACUCCCACAGGAAAGAGCAAAUCAACCACUAAGCUUAGCAGAUAGGAACUGGGCCUCAACAGGUAUAAAGUCUCCUCCUAAAUCUGAUGCAUGUUGUGUCCUGUGUACUGUGUAUUAAAAAAAUUAAUCAAAAAAGUAUAUUAAAAAAAAAAAGGUGUUGAAUCUGCACAUUUUAAAGAAAGUAAACAUUGUAAACUAUUCAUAAGAAAUCAUUCUGUGUAAAUAAGUGGCCAGGACUUUGCCUAAGAGCAGGCAGCAAGCAGAUCCACAAGAGGGGGAAGUAGAGGCCAGAAAAAGAAUGACUAGAUAGUCGAAGAGGUGCAAUGUGUUAGAGUAAAAAAAUAUCGUCAAGGGUGAGUGUUUAAAAAGGGUAUUUACCUUGAUGUGUUUUGUUACCUAGUUAGAAGAUUUGGCCUAAUUAUUUAAGGCCUUACAUACUCAAGAGUAUGUAAGAAAACCUGAAAUGAUUAUUCCCCAAACGAUGUCAUCACUCAGGAGAUAAGUUCUGCUCAAGCAUGGCUUUGCAGUUUUAAAAAAGCACACAGAAGAUUAUAGUAUUUGUCCCUUAUAAAUUUUUUUCAUUUUGAGCUGCACUCAUCUCUUGAGUCACUCAGUGCUCAUCUUAUCCACUAUCUAUCAUGGCACGGAUUUUUUACUUAAGGAAGUAUCAUAUACCUUGUCCCUUUUAGCACUGAUGACAUUAAAAAUUACUAACAUUUGCCAAAAUGUUUUUGUAUCUAUAUUAUUUAGAAAUUUCCUUAUUAGUAAUCAGGAUCCAAGAAGCUAAUUCUCAUUUCUACAGAUACAGUUCUUUGGAGUCAUAGUGGAGUUCUACAUUCGGUAGAAAAGCAUUCCUGUCCAGGAAAUGAGAGAAAAAGAGAUGUAUGCACUUCACUGGAUGUUGCAGAUUUACAAGAAAAUGCAAUGUAAGUUGGAAAAUAAGUUAGAAAAUUGAAGUACCUAUUUUUUCAACCUUUAAUUCAACUGAAAAAAAGAACCUUUAUUUUUGCUGGCUUUUGUUUUUUCCAUUAGUUAUGGGUCACCUAAACCACAGAUCCUACCAUGCAAAGACAACUACCAACCAAGAUUUGGUUUUUUUGAUAAUUUAUUUUCUAAAAUCAUGAGAGAUGAAACAGAGAUAAGGAGAUGUUACUUUGUGAACUUACUAGGUUAUAGGUGACAGAACUAUACUUAACACCCUUACAAAAUCUAGUCAGAGAAUAUCAGUCAUCAAAGCAAAUAGAAAGAAAUCUGAAAUAUUUUUUAUGGUUGGAUUCUCGUAAUUUUUUUUUGCCUAAAUGUUGUCUUGAUCAAGCUUUGUUGACACUCAGUAAAGUCCAUAGUGUGUAAUUCCUCCAACUUUAUUGGAGGACGACCUCUUGUACUCUACAGGAUCUCUGUAGAGAAUGAAAAGGCAUGGUACCUUUUGCUAUAUUCAGAAAAGAAUAAUGGGUUAGAAUAAUAACACACAAGAAUGCAAGCCUGAGAAAGAUUGCAGCCAUCUCUCCCUAAUUGUUCCUGUUGUGGGGACACUGGGUGCAUAGGAGACUUGUCAGUUACUGAUCUGCUUGCUGUAGUCAUAUGCCUCUCCAGCCAGCAGCUGUGCUUUUUUAUUUAACCUCUGCCAAAUGAAUACCUUUGGAUUAAAAGGGAAUAUUUUGUCUCUGAGCUAACACAUUCUAAUGCUGCAUUAAAGCUGCCCUAAAGCUGCACUGAAUUUCACUUGCUUUGUCAGACUGUGUUGGUUUUUUUCCUCCUUUCUUACUAUGAGUAUGUAAUAUUGUUUCCCAUACGUUAUGUAGCACAGUGGGGAACCUUAAUUUCAUUCAGGUUUCAAGCACUACAGAUGAAUGCAAUAGGUUAGGGUAUACCUGCUUUUUCUGAAGAAACUGUACCAUUGGAAAGUCAUAUUCCUUUGUAUUAUAUUGUAUAAUAGGUGCUAUACCAAUAAUUGCAUGUCCUCAUGGUAAAUUAUAUAAUAUAAAUAUUUAAUAUAUACAUAUAUGUAUAUGCUUAUAUAUAUGCAUUCUUUCUCAUUUUCAUUUGUAAUUUAUGGACCACAAAUCAUACAGUUCCCUUUCUGUUAGUUCCUGUGUACUUAAAAUCUUCUAUUUCCCCCAAAAAAAUUCUGGAAUGCACAAAUUCUAAUAGCCUUUAUACCUUGGUACAAGGACUGAAGGGACUGCUAGUUUCUCAACCAGCCGAUGAUUUUGUCUUACAGCUUGCUUUUAUUCUUUUGUAAUUUUAUGUGUGCAUUUGCCUAUGGAACAAGAACAAAGACUCAAAGGUAUUUUAUUUUUUAUUACAAGUAGGUCUUGUGGUUACUCAUUUUUAUUUCAUAAUGUGAGUUCUUAAUGUGAAUACUUGUCAUAUAGGAACAGACACUCAAUGAAUAUCUAACAGAUGAAUGUGACAACAAAUUCCAUCUUUUUUUUCCCCGUUUUCCACGGUGGUAUACCGUCAGAAGGAAUUUGGACACAUUGUGAUGGUUUGCCCUGGGCACUGCUGGAAUUAUUUGUUAAGGUGGUGUGGGCAGCCCAUGAUUAUUUUUCCUAUUUUUGAAAAGCAUUUAUUAUGGUCUUCUAAGCUUAUUCCUACAUUAACAUGGUCAGUUUUAGUCAGUACCAACUUUAUGCAUCCUUGCCUGAAAUGCUGAAGUUGAGGUGUUUAUAUUUUCUCUCUAGUGUAGCAGGAUCCAGAAACAGGUAAAUACUUUGCGGCUGAGAAAGAAUAUACACCGAAGUUUUGGGUUUUUUUUUGUGUUGUCUUCAAAGUACAGGCUUGUCCAUUGUUAGACAUGACUAUGUAAAAUAAAUCAAUGCUGUAGAAUUCACUUGUACUUGAAACUACUUGCCAAUGUAAAAAUAGUAAACUAUGCCAAAACAGAGAAAAAGAUAUCAGUCGCAAUGAUGACCCAGGCUUCUUUUGGUGCAGAAAAAGGUAAAAGGACUGUAUAUCCCCAGUUGCUUUUUUGCUGUGGAUUCACAGGAUUUAACGAGGAAAAUCAUGCAGAUAUGAAUGGAGGAGCGAUUCUGAAUAACUUAUAUUGAACUACCUGCUCUUCUUGAGUUUUUUACUGCUUGAUACCCUCCCCUCAAAAGUUUACAGAAUUGCUUACUAUAUAGUCUAAGGUAGAAAUCACUUACUCUAGUUAGGUAAUGGUCAGCUGAUCAACUCAUACAUAAUAUUAGCUUAAUAUUCUAGAGAGCCUGUGUAAUCAUUAAGGACUCUGUAAGCUUAAAUAUUUGAAUAUCCAACUGCAGAAAAACACCAAUGUACAUGUGUGUGGCCCUUAUGCAGCGUGUGUAUGAAUGGUUUAUGAAGGAGUUUCCACAGCACAUUUUCAGGGACGGGGAAGAUUUUUCUCCAUAGUAUAAAAUGAUCACAGUUACUCUGCGUAGUGCAUAGAAGCUUACAUAGGGAUAUUGUCUGGGAAACAAGAAAAUUCAAGGAGCUGUUGCUUUGUCCUCUUCAAGCCUCCAUUUCUUUGGAGGGCAGUGCAGUGGAGCCAUGACAUGUAGCAGAUACAGAUGCUGCACACACAUUUCCUCUUUAUGGUGUUUCCUGUGUUGUGGCCAGCACUUUGGGGCAUUUUUUAGAGAAACUGAGGCAUGAAGCCUUUAAAACUACCAAUAGAACUUGAAAUCACUGGACAUUUCACACAGACCUUUGUGCUGUAGUAUUGCGUGAUAAAAUCAAUCUAAGUUGCAAUCUUAAAAAUAUGUAUUAAUAUUAAUUAACCUCCUUAUUAAUUGCAAAUGCCAGUUACUACUUAGGUAAAACCAUCUAAAGUAAUAGAUAGUAUGAUACAGUAAAGCGAUGCUGGCAAGUUGUAUGAUUGCUAGGCACCUAUCUACUACUUGAGCAGGAUUGAUAAGCAUAGUAAUUUUCACUGCCUCAAGGCAGGAACAAUAUGAAGUCUUAACUGCUAGUUAUAUAUAAUUAUACAGGAGGCAAACCCCUGCGGAGUGACACAAGGCAUUCAUUAUAGCCACCAGCCACGUCCUGUCUGGGAAAUCUGGACAUAUUCUUACCUUGAAGUCUGCAGUUUGUGAUCAAGCUUUCUUGCAUACCUCACUAAACAGUCUUGAUGUACAGGGGAGAAUCUGGUCUAUAUAUUAAAGAUAGCUUGAAAUAUUUUCAUGUGAAAAAGACUUGCAAGAGCUCUAUCAUCUAUGAUUGUAGUAGUAGACGUUAACUACAGCUGGGAAAACACAAUUUUGAUUUAUAUAUAUAUAAAAAUACACAUUUUUACAUAAGUGUAUCUACAUAUACACUUAUAUAGAUACUGUAUAUUAUAUAGAACUAUAUAUAUACAUACAUACAUAUGUGUGUAUAUACAUAUAGAUAGAAAACAGUGUCAGCUAUUCCAUCUGUUUACUGAAUUCAUUUCCAGAGUGAGACGAGGCAUGUUUUGCUUUGAUUUACUCUGGUCUCCUCGUCCUCUACUACAAUUUCCUAAUGAUGCCCUAAUUCCUGAUUCUGUGUCUUUUCGUAUUACAAGGCCUGAUUCUAUAGUCCUGCUUGGGCAAAACUCCUUUAAGUCCUUCUUAUUGCAAUAACAUUUUGCAACAGUUGAGUCUAAUGCUUCUAAAAAAAAUUUUCAUUUUCUUUCAUGAGAAUGUAGAUAAGCCAGACUUACAGUAUAGGUCUUUUUCUUGUAAACAGAAUUUUUCCGUAAAGAAUUGGACAUAUCUAUGGAACACUAAGAAACAUAAUUCUGGUAAGAAGAAACAGAUUAUUCCAGUUUCUUUAAAGGGUCUAGUGACAAACUAAGGAUAUGUGCCUCCAAUUUUUAUUUGUAUGUUAAAUGAGAGAGUAAUUUUCUGAAAAGGAAUGGGAGAAUAAAAGAGAGCACAAAGUCAAACAGGUUUCUAAUUAUAGGCCUAGAAUAUAUUAAUUUUUUUAUGCAGGGCUGAUCCUGUGAGGUGAUGAGAGCCAUGUCUGUCUUGUCAUUUUAAGUGAGCAAAGCUCUGGUUAGGUUGACAAACACCAUGAUUCCCUAUGGUGUGUUCUCUGUAUGCUUUUUCCACUGUUAGGAGCAGUCAUAGAACUGUCAGCUAUAUAAAUGAAAGCUUUGGCAAUUAUCCAUGAUUCCUUUCUUCAACUGGUAAAAGCUUUGGAUGCUCAUUGGAUGGUGAACAUGGCAGUGCUAGGUUAGUGGUUGAACUUGGAUUUUGGAGGUGUUUUCCAGGCUUGAGGAUUCUAUGAUUCCUGUUUCUGAAACUUGUGGAACAGGGCAUAAUAUUUUUAUUCUACUUCUUUUAGCUAAUCAAGUAGGCAGUGAACUGGAAGGCUUUGUUUGCUGUUUUCCUUUUGGCUCAAAUGUCAUUGCUUGUAAUUAUUACAAUUUUCAAUAACCAUGACCACCGGCAAAAGGAAGUGAGGUUCAAUGCUUUGACUACAUGUAAUACACAGGCACAGGUCAUACAUUUUUUAGCUAAUACAUGCAAAUCCCAUAAACAUGCACCUCACACAAGAAUACCUCAGGUGUCUGCUGGAAGCCAGUCUUCCUUUUCCCUACAUAUAGCAUUUGUGAAAGAGAAAUUAUAUAGAAGUCAGCCUGGAUUAUGUAAUAAUUGUCUGGAAUUAUCCUAAGACAUAGUCAAAUGCCAGAAAGUUUUAUCACUCAUUUUCAUGUGGUUUAAAUAAUCAUGUUUAAAUAUUCAUCUUUGGGGUUUUUUUUGUUUGGUAAUUUUUGUAGUUUUUUAAGAAUAAUUCACAGGAGUCCAUUGUUUCAAAGACUAAUAUAUUUAACUUGGCAAUUACUCUCGCCAUCCAGGUUUGAACAUGUAGGCUGAUUUUACUCUCCAUUGAUGGUAACACAUUCUUUCUUAACAGUAACAGUGACAAACCCAAAUGUUAGCAUAUGUCAUUCAUGUAUUUUGCUUCUGUUCCUCCUCUACAUUAAGAGCUUGGAUCCUUGGGAAGUCUUGCUGUUCUGUGCAGGUGAAAUUUCAUUAAAAUUAGUAUAGGGUCCUGUUUUGUUGAGGCUUCUUCCCCGAUUAGGGGCUGAAAGGAUAAACUCACUUAUUUUUUUUGUUAUUAUUAUGACAUGACAUGCCUUUUGAUCUCUACCUUUUCUGUAUUACUGCUGAGAGCCUGCUUUGGCCAAGAGUAUGAUGUGGUUUCUUCGAAAACAAUACCACAAGUGUGCUACUCAAGUGAAGUGCUGAUCAUCAACAAGUGUCUGUGGGAAUUCAGCUGGAAUUAAUUAAUGUUGUUUUGAGAUCACUUGAUCUUUGACCUAACUUUUAUGUAAAGGACUUAUAGUAACAGCAGAAUAGCUUGCUCCAAAAGAUGCAGUGUAAUUAGUUUGGUCUGCCUGACUUCCAAAUCCUUUUAACGUAUAUCUGCUGCACGGCAGGCAAGGUCAUAAAGGUUUGACACAAAGUGAGGGUGGGGGUUUUUUUGGCUAUUUCACAUCUUUUUCCUCUGACUGGAGAUCUGGAUUGUUGCCAAGCACCCUUCUCUGCAUCCUCUUUGCUUUUGUUGGCUAGAAAGCAAGAUUGGAAAUUCUUCCCCAACUUUUUACUUUCUUUCUACAGAGUCAGCCCAGAGAGAAGUUGUAGUGCUUGUGCUAACAGAUGCCAAUUUCCAAAUGCUUUCCUAUGAAUAUCCAAUCUAGUAAAUUAUGAAAAUCACCAGCAAUGCCUUCCGACAAGUGCUGACUUUUUGAAGCUGCAAACCAACGGCUGCUAAUCUAAAAUCUCUGGGCAAUACACAUAGAAUGAAAUCUGUGUAUGAAUUAAAAUACAAUGUUGUCACCCCAUAAGAAAUCAAGUAUGCAACAAUAAAGUCUGCAGCAUGAUUAAUUAAGUGGAAAGUAGUUUCCAAGGUAAUUUUUUACCAUUGAGGAAGACAAAUGAUGAGUCCUUCAAAUUCUCUUGCUCAGUAAUUGCAGUUCUCUCCCCUCUUUGGAAAUCUUCUAAGCCAUUCUUUUAAUUUAAGUUUGCUCAGGCACCCAAGCAUAAAGAGGUUAAUGCCCUUGUAAUGGUCAUUUGUACAUAAAGUUGUAAUUAUUUAUUUUCUCAUUUGUACCAUAUCAAGGCUUUGUACAAUGUUUAAGUUUUGUUUUCAAAUUAUUUGUAUUUUAUUUUAUAAACUGGUUCUAAAUAAAAUAUUCAUUCAGCAUGCAAAA
Molecule: messenger RNA, 11178 nt
Organism: Chiroxiphia lanceolata (lance-tailed manakin)
Lineage: Eukaryota; Metazoa; Chordata; Aves; Passeriformes; Pipridae
Gene: TTBK2
Product: tau tubulin kinase 2
Biological process (GO): cilium assembly; peptidyl-serine phosphorylation; signal transduction
Cellular component (GO): ciliary transition zone; nucleus; cytoplasm
Molecular function (GO): protein serine/threonine kinase activity; ATP binding
Source: RefSeq, a predicted model, not a curated record